Messenger RNA from Eublepharis macularius, 7896 nucleotides. It is a transcript of the gene NDST1, whose product is annotated as N-deacetylase and N-sulfotransferase 1. Gene Ontology annotation, cellular component: Golgi apparatus. The coding region runs from base 13 to 2646 and encodes 877 amino acids. The record is from RefSeq and is a predicted model, not a curated record. Lineage: Eukaryota; Metazoa; Chordata; Lepidosauria; Squamata; Eublepharidae. Gene Ontology annotation, molecular function: deacetylase activity; heparan sulfate N-sulfotransferase activity. The transcript has 14 exons.
UUCAAAGCAAGGAUGACUUUGUUGGUAAGACUCCGGAGGAGUUUCCGCCAGGUAUCUCCUCAGCUGGUGCUGUUCCUGCUGUUUGCCUUUUGCCUGCUCAGUGUUUUUGUCUCUGCAUAUUAUUUAUAUGGGUGGAAGAGGGGACUGGAGCCCUCUGGGGACAUCCCCAGCCCAGACUGUGAUGAACCAAAGGUUGCCCCAUCACGCUUGCUUCCACUGAAGCCCAUCAAAGUGGUGGAUUCUUCUCGUACAGACCCUUUGGUUCUAGUGUUUGUGGAAAGCCUUUACUCUCAGCUGGGCCAGGAGAUUGUGGCCAUCUUGGAAUCCAGUCGCUUCAAAUACCUUACAGAGAUUGCACCGGGGAAGGGGGACAUGCCUACGCUGACAGACAAGGACCGAGGGCGUUUUGCACUGAUCAUCUAUGAGAACAUCUUGAAGUAUGUGAACCUGGAUGCUUGGAACCGCGAACUCUUGGACAAGUACUGCGUAGAGUAUGGUGUAGGAAUCAUUGGAUUUUUCAAGGCCAAUGAGAACAGCUUACUGAGCGCUCAGCUGAAAGGCUUCCCUCUCUUUCUCCACUCCAACCUUGCGCUUAAGGACUGCAGCAUCAACCCGAAAUCUCCGCUGCUGUACAUCACACGGCCCAGUGAGGUGGAGAAGGGGCUGCUUCCAGGGGAGGACUGGACCGUCUUCCAGUCGAAUCAUUCCACCUAUGAACCUGUCCUCCUAGCCAAGACCAAGUCAGCAGAAUCCAUCCCGCACAUGAGCAUUGAUGCUGCACUCCACACCACUGUGGUACAGGACCUGGGCCUCCAUGAUGGCAUCCAGAGAGUCCUCUUUGGCAACAAUCUCAACUUCUGGCUACACAAACUGGUCUUUGUGGAUGCUGUUUCUUUCCUCACUGGCAAGAGGCUUUCCCUCCCCCUUGAUCGUUACAUCUUGGUAGACAUUGAUGAUAUCUUUGUGGGCAAGGAAGGCACCCGCAUGAAAGUGGAUGAUGUCAAGGCUUUAUUUGACACCCAGAAUGAACUGCGCAUCCACAUCCCAAAUUUCACCUUCAAUCUGGGUUACUCAGGGAAAUUCUUCCAUACAGGUACAGAUGCAGAAGAUGAGGGAGACGACCUGCUGCUCUCAUAUGUGAAGGAGUUCUGGUGGUUCCCCCAUAUGUGGAGCCACAUGCAACCUCACCUUUUCCAUAACCAGUCUGUGCUGGCUGAGCAAAUGACCAUGAACAAGAAAUUUGCUGUUGAGCAUGGCAUCCCCACUGACAUGGGAUAUGCUGUGGCACCUCAUCAUUCAGGAGUGUACCCAGUCCAUGUGCAGCUCUAUGAAGCAUGGAAGCAGGUCUGGGGGAUCAGAAUAACAAGCACUGAAGAGUAUCCUCACCUCAAGCCAGCCCGCUACCGCCGUGGGUUCAUCCACAAUGGAAUCAUGGUUCUCCCACGGCAGACAUGUGGCUUGUUCACACACACCAUAUUCUAUAAUGAAUAUCCAGGUGGCUCCAGUGAACUGGAUAAGAUCAUCAAUGGAGGCGAGCUUUUUCUGACAGUCCUGCUUAACCCUAUCAGUAUCUUCAUGACUCAUCUUUCCAAUUAUGGCAAUGACCGCCUGGGUUUGUACACCUUUAGACACCUGGUCCGCUUCCUCAACUCCUGGACUAACUUGAAAUUGCAGACACUGCCACCUGUGCAACUGGCACAGAAGUAUUUCCAGAUAUUCUCGGAGGAGAAAGACCCUCUAUGGCAGGAUCCUUGUGAGGACAAACGCCACAAGGACAUAUGGUCCAAAGAGAAGACCUGUGAUCGGUUCCCCAAGCUGCUAAUCAUUGGUCCGCAGAAGACAGGUACCACAGCCCUCUAUCUGUUCCUGGGGAUGCACCCUGACCUGAGCAGUAACUAUCCCAGCUCAGAAACCUUUGAGGAGAUCCAGUUCUUCAAUGGGCAUAAUUAUCACAAGGGCAUUGACUGGUAUAUGGAGUUCUUCCCCAUCCCUUCCAACACCACUUCUGACUUCUAUUUUGAGAAGAGUGCCAAUUACUUUGACUCGGAAGUGGCGCCAAGGCGGGCUGCCGCAUUGCUUUCCAAGGCUAAAAUAAUUACCAUUCUCAUCAACCCAGCAGAUCGGGCCUACUCCUGGUACCAGCAUCAGCGAGCACAUGAUGACCCAAUUGCCCUAAAGUACACCUUCCAUGAAGUGAUCACAGCUGGGACUGAGGCCUCUCAGAAGCUCCGUACCUUACAGAACCGCUGCCUAGUACCAGGCUGGUAUGCAACCCACAUUGAACGCUGGUUGAAUAAUUUCCAUGCCAACCAGAUUCUUGUUCUGGAUGGCAAGCUGCUACGCACAGAACCAGCCAAAGUGAUGGAAACAGUUCAGAAAUUUCUCGGUGUAGCAAACAUCAUAGACUACCACAAAACUCUAGCGUUUGAUCCCAAGAAAGGAUUCUGGUGCCAACUACUGGAGGGAGGGAAAACCAAGUGCUUGGGGAAAAGCAAAGGAAGGAAAUAUCCAGAGAUGGAUUUAGAUUCGAGAGCGUUCCUGAGAGACUAUUACAGGGACCACAACAUAGAACUAUCCAAGCUACUGUACAAAAUGGGCCAGACGCUGCCAACUUGGCUGCGGGAGGAACUCCAGAACACUAGAUAGCCACUUCAUAAUUCCUGUAUUGAGCAAUAGUAGAAUGAGUCCACGGGGAGGUUCUCAAACCUGAAUGUCGAGCCAAAAUGACAUGGUAGGGUGUGAGAUACACAACCCGGGAAGAAGCAUUUUGAGCAAUAUCCAUUCAAGGUCUUCAGGGGAAAUGGGAAAAGGCCCAGACAGCUGAGAUUGCCACUUGGAAGAAGUUGACUGACUACACCCCUGAGCCAGCCAACAUCGUGCAAAUCCUUUCCGGUUUCCUCAGGAGCUACACUUUAUGGAUGUGUCGAUUGCCUCCUAGUCUGUAGUGCCACUUCCUGGUGAAGAGGAUUCGCAAAAGAUCGGCUUUCUCCUCCACAUUUCAGUUCCCUCUUAUGAAACAGUAUUACAACAAGUGACUCUUAGACUCCUUCUCAUCAGAUGGUGGAAAAAGAGGGAAUGAAGAACUCACUGGGGGCCAGUUUGAGAUUAGCUGCUGUGCCAUGUGAGUUAGGAGGACGAUAUCAACAUGGGUUGUAUGAAGUCUGAGCCAGAUGAGGACCCUGCUGCAAGCAUGGACCCAGUUAUGCAAUUUGGGCUCGAACCCAGACUGGACUGAGGCAGCAUGGACUGAGUAGAAUUCUUAGCCGAAAGAGGUGUCUUUUGUUUUAUAUAAAGGUGACAUUGAAAGACGCUGGUGCUGGCAAUAUUUAGGUUAUCGCAGAUGGAUUAUUCUUUUCCAUCUUUUUAUUUUGAGGUCUUAUGGGGGGGGGGAGAUAAGGAAUAAUGAUGGGGACACUCAUACUCGCCUGACAUAUUAUUUGGCAAGAGGAUUAUGAGAGUACGUCCCAACAACUACUCUGUCUGCAGUCACAAUGUUUUUUUUUUUUAAUGUGAGUGGUAUUUCCUGUGGUAAAAGAGUGAGGCCAUCCAGUAUCCUUGCUGCCAUUUAACACAUGGCCUGCCAGCUCAAAAAGGCAAAAUGAUUGAGGAGGGGACUGGAUAUGUAGGCCUUGGACUAAUGGCUGCCAAAAAGGUUAAAAACACUGAACCUCUUGAACGAAAAGACAGUAUUUUAAUCACUUCCUUUGUGAGUGCUUUUUUGGAUCCCCAUUGUUUGUAUUUCAGAUCCUGAGUUUUUAUUUGUCCUUUGUGAUGUUGGAGUGGAGGGGGAUUAAGAUGGCCCAUAGUUUUGGUUGAUCUCCCUGAUGUUUGCAUUUUAGAAGAACUUUUAAAGUAUGAGUGUGUUGUUGCCCCAGUUCCAUGGACUUUGUUUUUCCAGUAUUUUCUGUCAGGACCCCUUCUUGAUUGACUGACAAGCUCUGCUAACAAGUCAGCCUUUGCAGUUUGUCAGAUGUGUGUGUAUAUAACAAAUUGGCAGGCAGGCUGCUGAUCAGUUAUAUUUGCAGUUGGCCAUUACUUCUUUCUGCCUCAUUUUGACCAAAGUGACAUGUUAAGCAGAACCAUAAGUGAUUUUGUCACUUGGCUUAUCCAGUCUAAUAGUUUUUUGGUUGUUGUUGGAUGCCUUCACAAGGAAGGGAUGAAAGACGUGUAGUUCAGAUGAAGCCACCGAGAAGGCUGGACUGGGGAAGAAAUGAGUGGAUUGACAUGUUUGUUUGUUUUUCAACGCAGUGCAGGGAUUGGCUUAAAGAACUAGAAAUAUAAGUGGUCUUGCUCCUGUUAGAUCCAAACGUGGACAAUUCUGGCAGUAACACACAGCUUGGUCAUAAAGAUGAAUGGCAUGAACUUAUGGACCAAGAACUGAAGACUUCAGCACUUCAGUGCUGUUUUGGGGAAUGGAAGAUUACUGAUUAUCUCAUCAGAUUGCUUUCCUGCCUUGCUUGCGGGCAUCCUGUAGGCAUUUGGGUGGUCACUGUGGGGAAAAAGGUAUUGGACUUGAUGGGCGUUUGGUCUAAUCCCUCCGGAGUCCUCAGAAGUAGAAAUCCUUCAAAGUAGCUGUUGUUUUGUGAGUCAAUGAACAAUUACCCAUAAGAGUACAUGGCUCUUCCUAAGCUCAGGCUCUUGUCUUGAAACAAUUUCAGGUUUGAAGUUUGCAGGCUAAUGAACGCCUUAUUUUUGUUUCUCCCCCGCCUUCCCCUUUUAUCCAGUUUUUCUUAGCAAACUUCAGUCAGUUUGGUUCCCUUUCAUAUAGGUAUCUUCCUGAUAGACCACAAAGCUUAUGCCGUAAUAAAUACGUUAGUCUUUAAGUUGCUGAGAUACUCCAUCUUGUGCUUGCUUGCUUCUUUAGACCAGGGUUCUGUAGAACUGUUAUAUUACCCUUCAUAUUUUUUGCUUCUCCCUGACACUGUGCAUGAGCGCCACCUAAUGGGUCAAUCUGGAGUUGCACAUUUCAUAUGUAUUAUUCAAACAGGAUUAAAUAAAUAACAAUAUCAAUAAGGAGUGUAUUGCCAGGGUAUAAUACUGUAGAAAAGUUAAUGUGAAUUGCAGAGUGGUGAUAGCAUUGGUGUUGGGGCAAUAACUUUUUAAAGAAAUUAAAUACAGUGUUUGUAUGCAGCCUUCUGUUCUACUAAGUUCUCAAUAAUUGGAAUAAAAUAAGCCAGCAGUGAUCUUCCCAGACAUCCAGCCUAGACACAAGUAUCACUUUUCAGAAGAGAGCAGCACAGAAGAAAAUGCAAAGGCUCAUAUGCAUCCCUUGCUCAUUAUAAGGUGGGCUGCUUUGUGCAUCAUCUUGGCUCUGUCCAUUUGUUCUCUCCUACCCUUGUUCAAGAAAGCUUCAUCAUGUUUGAAGGCGUCUGCUAGAAUGCAGACCUAAGAACACAAUCCUCUCUCUGCUCACAGCUUACCUGUUUACAGCAUAUUCCACCAGUCAUUGUUCUGGUUUUGGAGCUUCACAGAGAUGUGUAGAUGUGCAUGGCUAUGAGGACAUCAUUGGGAGACAGGUGGUGGUUCUCCAUUCCUUACUUGCACGCACUCUUUUGCUGCUUAGUAACUCUUUCUCUCUCCGUCUCCAUGUUUGAGGCAGUUCCAUGUUUAAAUAUGCAGGUCUUCUACAGUCACAACUAAUUGACUCUUGAGAAUCAGUAUGUAUUCUAAGAGUUGAAGUGUUGCAAAAUCAUGGGGAUUUUAAGACUGCACCAGGGUAGGCAGCCAGUAACAUUCUGUUUCUCUCUCUUGCCUACAAUUUUCAAAUAAUGUGCUUUAAUAUGUUUACAUUAGAGAUGGAUAUAGAAAUUGCAGUUAUCCAGUUAGAGCUAAUUUUUCAUGUGGCCAUUCUUCAACUGCUUAGCAGUUUUGAAAAAGGACUCCAGCAGCCAUCUUACUUGCUCCCUUACAAUUUAGUGAUUCUGAGAGUACCAACUGUAGCAAGCUACAAGCAUACUACGAGACUGAGCAAGUCCACUGGACAGGUGGAACAUAACUUGUAACACCCAAAGUAGUAGAGUCUUGGUUUUUGCACGUGGUAGGCUUGUUGUAACUCAGUCCUGUUGGUUUGGACCUGGGGCAAAAUUGAUUCAGAUAAAGACUACAGGAUCAUAGCUCUUCUUGGAGUUGACAGGCACAUUCACAAAAGAGACUAGCUGAACCUUUCUGUCCUCCACCAUUUAGGAGUAGAUUAAUUGUCUCUCUGAUUCACAAAGGCAAGUCUCUAAAUAGCAGAAGCAAGAGAGUUAUUUGUUAAAAUUCAGGAAACAUUCGACCAGCGAACCUCCAAUGGGAAAGCAUCAACAAAGGGAUGUUAAGUGCGACAUAGCGAGAGAGACCCUAGUUUGAAUGUUACUUUUUUCCCCUCUGCAGUCCUUAUGUUUGCUUGGGGAAACUUCUAGAAGAUGGCAGCAUCUGGGCUCUUCGGUUCCUCACAGAUACGGUUCUGUGUUGGUCAUAUCUUUAUUCAGUGCUGAUGCUCAGGAACAGGGGAAGAAUUAAGAUCUCUCUCUCUCUCUCUCUCUCUCUCUCUCUCUCUCUCUCUCUCUCUCUCUCUCUCUCUCUCUCUCUCUCUCUCUGUCAGGGGCCUAUCACUGGGCCUAUGAGGAAGGACAGAGCAAUGGCCAGAGUAUCUAGAAGGCUAGGGUGAGAUCACCACUGAACAUCAACACCUCCCCAUGUACCUCUGCAACUGCUAAAUGAUAUGUGGGUCAUGUUAUCAUGGUUGACCAGGCAAUAAGAGGCUGUGCGCCCUAAAAAAAGUCUCUGAUACCACAGGGCUCUGAUGCUAUGGCUGGAACAUCUGGAAGGCUUGAGAGGACAUUUUCUUCCAUCCCAACUGAUUAUUAUUUCAAUAGCAAAUUGUUUCACUAUAGAUUGCCUUAGGAGCUUUUAUGGUUGAAAGGUGCUCUAUAAAUAUAAUAAAUAAAAUGAGCAAUUUUAGGGCAAGGGUUUCUGUGGAAUAUUUCCCCUGCUUUUAUGGAUGAAAUUGUAUUUGCAGCUUAGGAACAGGAGGCUGCAAACACUGUAGUCCUAUUCCUGUCCCCAUUUUCUCUCUCUCUCUCUCUCUCUCUCUCUCUCUCUCUCUCUCUCUGUAUGCGUGCAUGUUUUUCCCCCCUACUGUCAUAAAUGUCAGGACACAGGUUUAGAUAUUAAACAACAGGAACAUCAUGGCCUCCGUUAUCCAUGUGGUGGUAGUAUUGUAGCCACUGUCCAAAAGAUCAUUUUCAUUAUAAACUUUAUUGUUAUCAUUGUGAACUGCUUUCUGUGACUAAACUGGUAUAGAAGCAUUUUAUAAAUGAAUAACAUGUGCUUGAGUUCAGGUCCAGUUGGUAACCAUCUCCAUCUUGUUAGGCUUUGGCAUUUGCCCUGCCAAAGCAACAAAUGGAAAAAAAUCUAACAUCUGUUGUUUUUUAAAAAAUAAAUUUAUACUGGUUCCAAAAUAGUAGUGUGAUUUUUGCCUGCACUUUACAUUGAAAAGAAAAAAAUUCUGUUUUUCCACUUACUCAUUUGACCAGUGGUAGAGUCACAAGCCAUUACUCUCCCUGGAUGAGCAAAUCUUGCUGAGAGUUUGUCAAGAUCUGGGGUUUACAAAUAAACACAAUGCUUGUCCUUAUGAUUUGUUUUUGGUGAUUGUUCUUAACAAAAAGAGGGGCCUUCUGUUGGUUCCCAUUUUUUUAUUUUUGCAUGAAAUCAUGUACCAUUUCCCAUGGGAAAAGGGGUGUAUUUUCUUGGUGGGAGGGAGGUGAGGGAAGGGACUAUUUUAAGAAUCUUUAUCCCCCCCCCCUAUUUUUAAUCUGUACUUAAACUCCAUUUUGGGUUCUGAAAACUGUGUCACUAAUGUAAAAGUCCUGUUGAACUAACUGCUAAUAAAAUGGGGUUAUCUGUUUUUAAAUA